GACGACACAUAAUCGAAUGUACAAGCUUCCUCAACGUGUCAAUCGAACCAAUUCCCAUUCCCCCAACCCAAUCCCCAAACUCCAACUACAAAAGCCACUUCCCAAAACGACAUCCCUCUCCAGCGUUCCACCGCGACAAUGGGCGUGGUCGUGAUCGACGGCACCACCGUGCGCGACUUCGUGCGGGACGAGGCGGCGUUCGCCAAGAGCGUGGACGAGCAGUUCGCGGCGCUCGACCUCAACAACGACGGCGUCCUCUCGCGGUCGGAGCUCCGCACGGCGUUCCAGUCCAUGCGCCUCAUCGAGUCGCACUUCGGCAUCGACGUGGCCACGCCGCCGGAGCAGCUGGCCGCGCUCUACGACUCCAUCUUCCAGAAGUUCGACGGCGACCGGAGCGGCGCCGUGGACCGCGGCGAGUUCCGGGAGGAGAUGAAGAAGAUCAUGCUGGCCAUCGCCGACGGCUUGGGGUCCUUCCCCAUCCAGAUGGUCCUCGAAGACGACCCCCACAGUCUCUUGCAGAAGGCCGCGGAUCUAGAAGCUUCCAAGUCUUGAAAACGCUAAACGCCGCCGUUUGACCUUCGGUACCUCCCCUUUACCGGAGUAUUCGAUCGGAGCUGUCGUUCGGCCCCCAGAACACGAGAAGAUUACUAGUGUACCCUUCGGCAGGUACAAUAUAUAUUAGAGAGGGUAAAACAUUUUGUAUAUCUAUAGUUAAACAAAUGAUUAUAAUUUUUUGUGUUUAAUAGUUAUACUGAUGGUUGUAAUAUUUUUUAUACAUGUUUUCUUUAUUUUAA
Molecule: messenger RNA, 794 nt
Organism: Cajanus cajan (pigeon pea)
Lineage: Eukaryota; Viridiplantae; Streptophyta; Magnoliopsida; Fabales; Fabaceae
Source: RefSeq, a predicted model, not a curated record